Molecule: messenger RNA, 5223 nt
Organism: Pseudoliparis swirei
Lineage: Eukaryota; Metazoa; Chordata; Actinopteri; Perciformes; Liparidae
Product: sperm flagellar protein 2-like
Biological process (GO): sperm axoneme assembly
Cellular component (GO): manchette; sperm midpiece
Molecular function (GO): protein binding
Source: RefSeq, a predicted model, not a curated record
CCUUCCCUAAUCAGUGAUCGGGGAAGGGCUGCUGUGAAGUGUCGCUACAAAAAUACAUUCGUCCCUGCUGACCUUCAGAAGCGCCGAACUGGACUGACUCUGGAUCAGCCCGCAGUCGUUUCAUCCCUCUGCUCUUAAUUUGGGUGCAGAAAAGAAAACUGGUCCACGGACAGCUAGGCCCGCCCCCUCCCACGAGUGCCCUCCUCCCCUUGAAGCGCGCAACCAUGGGCAACCCUGUUGAUGGGUCACCACGGCAACAGCGCACCUCCGGGGUCUUUACCUCUGCUCCUUGUUUGUCAGCCGGUAUGAGCGCGCGACAGAGGCUCAUUAUCACACAUUAAAAUGGCGAUAGUUCUCGUAAAAGCUGAACUUUGAAGGGAGAAGAUGUCGGAUAUACUGUGCAGGUGGCUGAACGAGGAGCUCCGGCUGUCAAAAGCUGUUGAUCCAAAGACCUUCGCCAGUGAUUUCUCCAGUGGUUACCUCAUUGGGGAGGUUCUGCAUAAAUAUCAGUUGCAGAAUGAUUUCAGUAUGUUUAUGAAGAAAGACACCUCCAGCUCCAGACUGAAUAACUUCACCCGCGUUGAGCCGACUCUCCGGUUGCUGGAGAUUUCCUUCGACACAAACGCAGCGCAGGAAGUGAUGGAGGAGAAGCAGGGUGCUGCCACGCGCCUCCUUUACCAACUGUAUGUCUCGCUUGAGAAGAAGAAGAAGGCAGAAAUCAGCGGCACGUUGAUGGAACUCAUGCAGCCUGCAGCCAAUGUUGGCCUGCACAAAAAAGAGCAUGAUUUCAACUCUGAUCGACUGCAUCAAGUGGUGAAGCGUGAUGCGGAGCUGAAGCUCCAGAAUAUCUCUCAGCGCUAUGAGGAGAAAUGCCAGCAGCUGAGCGACCGGCUGGUGAUGACGCUUCCCAUUCAGCAGAAGAGACAACUCGGAGUCCAGGAUGAGAAGAGACUGAAGAAUAUCGAGAAGCUGCGGGUGUGUCGUCAGAAGCACAAUGACAUCAGGACGUUUAACCAGUCCACCAUUGUCCAGGUGCCCAAGCCACCUCCCUACACUGCACAGCUCCACCUGAAGAGGAGGCAACAGCAGCAGCAACGCAGAGAACAACAAGUGCAGACAGUCCAGACUGAAAUAGCGAAGUUUGAGACGAGGAGGAAACUGCUUCCUUGUGGUUUAGCUUCCUUGUCAAGUGGUCAGCCGCCUUCUGGAGACUUCAGCCAAGGCUUUGAGGUCCCUGGAAGUGGAGCGAAGCUGACAUUACAAUCUAAUAGCAAGUAUAUACAGGAUAUCCGACAGAGGCUGGAGGAGAAAGCGGUACUCGCGAGCAGAAGGAGAAAAGACAAGACCGAUUCCUCGUGGAGCAGCUCAAGGCCCAAGAAGCUCAAGAGUCUGAUUCCAGAGAAGCCGAUGAGAGAGUGGAAGGAGUUGCUGUUCAGUGGCCUGCCUCUCUAUGAGUCCGUGAAGGGCCAGCAGCCAUCGGGGUCUGCUCCACUAGACCCCGUAGAGCUGCAGAAGCAGGAGACACUCAAAAACCAGCACUACGAGGAAUACACUAACAUGGUAGGUGAGUGGGCGUGGCCAGAGGAAGCCACGGAGACCAAAUGGCCCCUGACCAACAACGACAUUCUUGGACACGUUGUCCAGCGACUGAGGAACAUUGUUCAUCAACCCGUCGUGAAACCCCCUCCGCCAUCCUUCCCUCGCUUUACCAUCAAGGCCUGUGUCCUGGGCAAGUUCUGCUCGGGGAAGACCACGUGCCUGGCCAAGCUCGCUGCAGCCCAUGGCAUCUAUGUCUUAUCAGCUGACUCACUCAUCAAGGAGGCACUGAAUGCUUACCGAAAUGGAGAGGAGGACUUUUCAGAAAACUCUCCCCAGUCACCCCGGCCAGCAUCAGAGGUCACAGAGCAGCAGGGAGAGAAAGACAGCGAGCUGCCGCUCUCAUCCUCCACGUCCCCGAAGCCCGAUCUUGACACUCAAGAGGAGAGCAGAGACGGCAAUGUAAGACGGUCUACCCGGGCCAUGCAGGGAGAAGCUGCAGAAAAGGUGCUGAUGGAAGGCAACGCCAUCCCUAACGAGCUGUUGGUGGACAUCAUGCUCGAGGCGAUCAGGCAGGUUCCCGCUCAGUCGGGGUGGAUCCUGGAUGGCUUUCCGGUGGACAUGGCUCAGGCCUACCUGCUGGAGAAAGGCCUGGGCGGGUCUGUCGAUGAAGCGGACGGCGUCGUGAGCGGCAGGACAGAGCUCGCUGCCGAUCCUCAUCCACCCAAACCGGCACCGACCCCGCCUCCCGCACUGGACCUGGUUCUGCUGCUGGAUGUCCCCGAUGAGUGUGUGAUCAGACGUCCGUUCAGCCGGCCGGAGACGGAUACUGCUGCUGCUGCUGCUGCUGCUGCCUCUGCCUCCUCCCAUCCCACAGAUACGAGCUUGUAUCUGGCGCAGAUUCCACACAGGAUCACAGCUUUUCAGGACACCUGGCCAAAGCUCGAGGAAUGGUUUGGAAAAAGGCAAAACAUUUUGGUCCGUGUUGACGCAGAUGUGGACGAGGAGCAGCUCGGCCACAGGGUGGCGUCCGUCCUGCAGCGAGUCAUGAUGCAAACACAGCAAGCUCUCGCCGCUCCUCCUGGUGACGAUGUCGUGUUGGACGGCGGGAAAGCUCCGGACUCCUCCUGUCCACCUCCACCUGUAGACCAAGCUCAGGGCCUCGCAAAAAAAGCACACGCAGAGUCCCACAUCGGCCUUGACGAAGAAAAAGCCCAAAGUGUGAAGUCCAAAUCCAACACACCCUCCUCCCCACGAGGGCCAUCGAGGAAGGUUUCAACUUCCUCAGUGACCACUGAGGAUUCUCCGGGAGUCCCACCUAAGCCGGCCUCUCCCUGCCCCGGUUCAUCCAGCUGGGUCUACGUCGAUGAGCCCCUCCCUCCAGAGCUGUCAGAGUACCUGUGUUCCCAUUGGGACACGGUGUGCGAUUCUUACGUGAACAACUUGAAGACGACGAUGCAUCGGCUGAGCUCACAACCGUCUGCGGUUCACCUUCACCUCUUCAACAUCAGAGAGGAGUACAAGCAUUACAUGGGGCGUCCGGACUUGAAGCAGGAGUUAGUGUCUCACUGGCAGAAGGACUUCAACAGCAUCCCUGAUGACAUGAGAGAGGAUGAGGAGACCAAAGCAGAGCUGCAUCUGAGGCUGGACGAGCUGCGUGAACGUCUGUGGGACAUUAGCGACAAGCGUAAGGAGGAGGACGAGAAAGAGAGGGCGAAGCUCAUGGGGGACGGCUGGUUGGAGGAACACACCGCCGUCCUCAUCAACCACCACUCUGUCCUCAUGCAGGUGGAGUUGGACCGUUUCAAGGACACGUUCCGUAUUCUCAAGGUCUACUAUUUGGGCAUGUACAGGGAGGUGCUGCCUGAGCUCCCCUCCAGGUUGGAUUGUAUCCCCCUGCUGGACCAAAUAGACGCUAAGAACCAGGAGGAGAGGCAAGGAACUCGCACUGAGCCAGCGGGCAGAAGUGUGUCUCGUCAGACGGACUACGGAGAGGACAAGAAGAGGACGAGACCACAUCGUGACUCCAGGGCGAAAAGCCGGAUUCAAGCUGAAUCUGUCAAGCUACCCCAUGAGAAACUGAUCUCCGACUAUGAAGACGCACUCACAGCAAUCCGACAAUUGGUGUCAGCUGAAGUCCACCAGGGGGAGACAAAAGAGCAGAAGGAGAAGGAGAAGGCAAAGACUGAUAUUCAAGAAGUCAGAGACAAAAUACAUAAAGAAUAUGCAGCCGCACUGGAUCAUGAGGGGAAUGCAGCAAAGGCGCGCCUAGAGCGGGUGAAGGGUCAUGGUCUGGUGAUGGUGCAGUCCCUGCAGAGCAGAGCAGCACAGACAUCGAGCAGCAUGGAGAAGUUGCUAGAAACACACAAUGUCGCAGAAAUGAAGAGUAUUGAGCAGCUGUCAGAAGUGGUCGGCCACCACAUAGAGGCAGGAGCGAAGCUGCAGAACGAGCUGGUGAUGGAAUGUGUUGACUUCUACUUGAAUGGAGACUGCCACAUGGUGGCCAGCCCGGCUCCCCCUCCCCGUCCACCUGCUCUGGAGAAACCCACGAGGUCCACGCCGACCGUCACUCAGCUCGAGUCACUGCAGCGACAGCUUUGCAACGUAGCUCCAUCAGGCCUCAUGUCCAGCUCUCAUUUCCUGGGGCUGCUCAUGGAUAUCAUCUCUGUGAACAUGGGCAGAAACACCUUGCCCGAGCCCUGGAAUAACAAGAAUGAAACACAGUUGAUGGAGAUGUUAUCCCUCCUGAUCGACGUCUACGACUUGAUAGACUGGCGUCAGUUCCUGCUCAGCGCCGCCCUCCCCUGGCCGUUCCCCUCCUUGUCACAGCUGCUGCUCGUGCUCCAGCGUUUCAAGGCAGUAGAUACUGGCCACUCAGGCUAUGUCGACGAGGACCAGUACCUUCAGACAGAGUUGUGGUUUUCCAAUGAGAGCGUCCAGCCCGUCCCGGGUGACCCCUCUGAGCCGCUGCCUUACGACCGCCUGGCUAACAUACGCAAGUUCUUUUUCCAGCUGUUUGCCGACCGCUCUCUCUCCCCCCCUCGACUGGACUACGUGUGCAUGCUGCAGUACUUUGCGGCCGCCCCCGACCCCAGACAGGGCUUCAUCAGAGCCCUCAGCGUGGUGCUGGGACAACAUCUCAAGCACUCCUCCCCCCCGGGCCCUCUUGUCAAGUCCAUGCCCAGGAUAGAAGAGGCUGCCGAGCUCAGCUCCUCGACACUCGAUGGAGCCGACCAGGACGGAGACGCUCUGUGUUCGGGGGAGUGGGAGGUGUCCGUCCCGGCUCUCCUCGCUGUCACCUGCCACAAGGUCGCCCAGCUGAGAGACGGCAGCCCUCUUCCUCCAGGCUGCCUGAGUCGGGAGGAGCGCACUGAGCAACUGGUGCGCGUGUUCGGCGAGCUGGGCUACGAGCCCGGGGCCUGCGCCCCCUUCUCCGUUCUGUCUCGGCAUCCUUUCAUCCAGCGCCUGAUGGAGACCUCCACCCAGUACCAGCUCGUCAACAUCCAUGGAGUGCUACUGGCCCAUCAGGAUGAGAUCCCUGAAGGAUAACAUAUAUAUACAAGUGUUCUCAUGACUCAAAGUGUUUGCUGAAGUGUACGGCUCACUUCAUUGUUGAUGUCCGGAACCGAUGACGGUUAUGACACCAUGAUUGAGACGACAACAAUAAAAAUCAACGAUGGCAGCAUU